AUGCCUCGGUCUCGGUACAGAAGGAGGUCUUCAGCCAGGGCGCCAUCUGAUGCUGGCUCGUCAGAUGGCUCGACCACUGGAUCGACGACGAGCGCGCCUCCUCGCAUCGUCGUGGGGGAUGUACUAGACAACGAUCCCCUCACUCCUCUUCCCGAGCAAGAUGAGUACGGCAAUUUUCUCGACGCGGCGGGCGAGGCGCUUCGGACGAGCGAUGAGACCAAAGGACUAGCUCCACCGUCAAAAGCACAUCAUCCCGAAAACUACCAAGGCAUAAGAUGGACGUCCCCAUUCAACGAGGACGAGCCAGUGGCCGGGCCAUCCCAGCGCCCUCGGGCCCGCUUCCUCUCUUUUGCUCCCGAUGAGAGACGAUCAAGUCUGUCACAGCUGGCCCAGGCUUCCAAGAACCUCGCACGCCGAUCGUCCACCGCAGUCGUCCAGGCCGCUCAGUCGCUCGAUCCUCUGCAGACGCGAGGCAACCCCCUCGGCCUCGAGAUCGACGAGAUCAGGCCCAUUGCGUCGACGGGAUACUCGCCAUGGAACGCCUUCAAUGCCCGUCGCUUCUCUCACACACCGCCCAAACCGAGCUCGCUGUCGACGACGGCGUCGGCGAGGAAGAAGUCUUCGGUGGCUUUCAUCCGCGCCGGAAUGAGCGAGAAGGAGGAUGACUACAUCAUUCAGCGUCAAGCCAAGUACGACGACGUUGAGCAGCUCCCAGCCUGGAAGCGCUGGCUGUACCGCAUCAGCGGGCCCCUCACUAUCGCGACCAUCGGCAGUUACUGGAUCUACUUUGUGCUGCGCGUGCUAUACACAAGAGACGCCGAGAAACGUGCCCACCAGACCUAUUGGAUGGCCUGGGCAUUCAUCUGCGUGGAAAUCAUCGUCGUCAUCCCCAUGCUGCUGCACCGUCUCUGGGGUCUGCACUCUGUCGGCAUGAGGACGCGGCCCAAGCUGAGAAUACUCGGUGAUAACUGCCCCUCGGUGGACGUCGUCAUCACCUGCUGUGGUGAGGAUGACGAUCUCGUCCUCGAUACUGCCAAAGCCGCCUGCAACAUCGACUACCCGCCGUCUCGAUUCCGCGUCAUCAUCUGCGACGACGGCGGAUCCGAGAGUCUUCGAGCACUGGCGGAGCGGACAGCGGCCACACAGUUUGACAACCUCUACUACCGAUCAAGGCCCAAGUACCCCGGUGUCCCUCACCACUUCAAGGCAGGAAACCUCAACUACGCGCUGGAGGAGACCAAGAAGUUGCCUGGAGGAGCGGCCAACUUUAUUGGCGCCUUGGAUGCCGACAUGAUUCCCGAGAGGGACUGGAUCCGGGCUCUAAUCCCUCACAUGCUUCAGGAUGCCAAGUGCUCGCUGGCCUGCCCGCCACAGCUCUUCUACAACGUGCCCAAGGAUGAUCCGCUGUGCCAGAGCCUCGACACCUUUGUACACAUCUCUGAGCCCAUCAAGGAUGCCAUGGGUGUGGCUUGGUGUACGGGAUCUGGCUACGUCAUCCGCCGCGCCGCGCUCGAGGAGAUUGGAGGCUUCCCCACCGGUUCUCUGGCCGAGGACGUGUGCUGCUCUAGUAUGCUGCUGGGUGCCGGCUGGCACACUGCCUUCGUUCACGAGCCCCUGCAAUUCGGCACAGUUCCUGAUUCCCUGACCAGCCACUUGAAACAGCGUACCCGAUGGGUGAGUCAAUACUCCACAGGUCCGGUUGAAGAGGGCGAUCUGAUAACUAACAUUCACGCGUCCCCCCAGACCAUCGGCACCGUGCAGACAUCGCUCAAGCUCCGCUUCUCCAUAUACGGCCCUCUCGUAAAGCACAUGACCUUCCCACAACGACUCUGUGGUUUCGUCUACACCAUCUCGUCUUUCUUCACCAUCGCUCUCGUCCUCUCCAUGUUUACCUCACCGAUCGUCCUGAUUGCGCACGGCAACCUCGUGCCUUUUGCAAGCUACGACCAACUCCGCUGGCUGAUCCGAGCCUGGUUUGGCUCCAUGGUGCUCAACCGGGCCAAUGACUUCGUGUCUUACCUCCCUUCGGGGUAUCGCACGGGUCGUCGCGACACCCGGGCGGUGAUGUGGAUGGCUAUCUUCCACUCUGUGGCCGUCAUCCGUACCUUCGUCCUCCCCAAGUGGCUCGGCGGCAAGAUCGCCGUGUUCACCUCGUCUGGCUCACAAAAGGCCGAGCUCAACGAACGGAAUCGCAAGCUCCGGGCGCCUCUAUGGCGCAGACUCAAGGUUACCAUCUGGGACUGCGACUGCUGGAUGCACCUGGCCUUUAUCUGCUUCGUCAUCGUCGCUGUCGUCAUGGCCACCUACUGGAACUUUAGAGACAACCAGACCAAGAAGGACCGACUCAUCUCUGCUUACACACGCACUCUGGCCGCCGAUUCUCUGGCUGACCUGCGCAUUGUCCUGCUGGACCCCGAUCGGCUACGCCAUCUACCCGCCCAGCUGCCCCGACCGAGAAGAUCUUCUGGAGAGGGACCCCAAGACGGGUGUGGCAUACCCCAAAGAGGAGGCCAAGAAGACCAAGACUGGCUGGAUCACUAUGACUCAUGA
This is a messenger RNA of Thyridium curvatum, 2550 nucleotides long. RefSeq lists its product as uncharacterized. The coding region runs from base 1 to 2550 and encodes 849 amino acids. The record is from RefSeq and is a predicted model, not a curated record. The transcript is spliced from 3 exons. NCBI's taxonomy places the organism in Eukaryota, Fungi, Ascomycota, Sordariomycetes, Thyridiales, Thyridiaceae.